Fonsecaea erecta is the source of this 1896-nucleotide messenger RNA. RefSeq lists its product as hypothetical. Bases 1 to 1896 code for a protein of 631 amino acids. Gene Ontology annotation, biological process: DNA-templated transcription; regulation of DNA-templated transcription. The record is from RefSeq and is a predicted model, not a curated record. Lineage: Eukaryota; Fungi; Ascomycota; Eurotiomycetes; Chaetothyriales; Herpotrichiellaceae. Gene Ontology annotation, molecular function: DNA binding; DNA-binding transcription factor activity, RNA polymerase II-specific; zinc ion binding. The transcript is spliced from 4 exons.
AUGUCCCAAACAAUUACGCAACCGCCCAAGACCGGCAACAUGGCCCAGGCCUGCGAUCUUUGCCGCUUGAAAAAGCGAAAAUGUGAUUUGAAGACGGCAGGCGCCGCGGGAGAAGCGAAAAAAGUUGUGUCCCCUCUCCCCUUCCUGGUAGGAGUGCUUGGUCUGACAAAGAGUAGGAAACAGAUGGAGAACCUAGAGGAGCGGCUCAAGAGUCUUGAGGAACUCAUCAAAUUGUCGGUCGCGGCCAAGUUGUCGGAGAACGGCCCUUCAGAACGGGUGGACGUGUUGACUCCAUCAUCACUUCCAUCGACCUCCUCUUCUGCGGAACCGACCUCAUACGUCCCAGACACACUUUUAGCAGAAGUCACAGAUAAUAGUGCUCAACCAUCACCAUCCCAGACACUGCUGCAAGCGCUCGGCCCCCACCGACUGGGAGGUAUAACGAGUGACUUCUCGUUGUCGCCAAGCAGAGAAAUCAGCCAGCUUGCGACCGACGUGGCUCAGGAAUGGAGCCCAAACCCAGAUUCACAGUUUGCCAUGCCUGCACCGGCUCUGGCUACGACGGAUGAGGAGCUUCGUCCCCAGACCCGUUAUGAUGGGUCGAAGAAGUGCUCCCUGCCGCCCGUGCAAGGCGGCCUCUUCCUGCUGCAGGAAUUCCUGGUAGAUUUUAAUGCAGCUCUUCCGCUCUUCGACCCGGCCGUUAUCACCAAAUUGUUUCAGGACUGUUAUCACGGAAGAGCCAAUGGGAAACCGAUUGAGUGGGUUGCGCUCAAGGUGGUCCUGGGAAUUGCGCACCGCUUGCGUGCUAUGAGUCCGCUGGGGGUCCCUCAAGACACAGAGAAUGCCGAAAUCUAUCUGCAGGAAUCCCUUGACACGGUCCCGGACCUGCUUGUGCUGCGACCGUCCUUGCUUCUGGCCCAAUGUUUUCUCGGCUUGGCUGUGGUGAUAUCCACGUCCUCGCGACCGUAUCCGGCGCAGAUGUUUGUCUCCUUGGCCCUACGCGUCGUCCAGGAUCUUCGGGUCAACGACCCCCAGGCGAUCCUACCCAUCAACACCGUCGACCGAGUCCAGCAAGAACGUGUUUUCUGGAUUGCUUACUUUAUGGAAGUAGACAUGAAUCUGAGGGCGGGCAGACUCCCCAACUUGCCACCACGACUGAUCAAUGUCGAAUUGCCAGGAGAGAACGAGCCAGAUGCUGCUGGGGAGAUUACUGCGGCUGACGGACAAUUCAAGGUCAAUAUCUUUCGACUCCAUGUGGAGCUUGCCUUGCUCCAGGCCGAGUUCGGGGAGCAACUUUCGCUCCUGCGUACUGCUCAAGAGUCCGAUCAAGCAGGCAAUGUCAAGUUACGUUCAAUCAACUCACGGCUGGAGGAGUGGCGGCGAAAUUGGAUCUUCGAGCUUGACGCUGAGGAUCUGCGCACAUCUCUGCAUCGGUCGGAUCUGGUUCAUGUUGUCGUCCUCGAGUCAACGUAUUUCUCGACAACCUAUGCCUUUUGGGCAGAUAUUCUACCAGCGCCGCGGACCAGAAACAAUGCCUUUUCUGCCCAAGGACUGAUUGAAGGAAUGUCGAAACAAAAAGCACAGAUUUUGCACAAGGACGCACGGAGGUUUAUCGACCUUUUGAGGUUGAUUCCGGGCGACGACAUUGCGUGCAAUUGGUUGUCGCUAGAGACCAUUGUCUCAGCACUAGUUGUCGUUCUCGCCCAUAUCAUAUUUAAUCCACCCCACGAAAGCUCAGUAUCAGACUUCGGUGUGUCCAGACACAUGCUACAAAUCCUGCAUCGACUGAGCAACAUCAGCAAAGACGACGGCCUGGUUGCCGUUCAGAAUCUAUGUGUAGAUCUGUAUCUGAGGGCCGAGAGGGUAUUGCAGGGAGACAAACCGCUGCACCGGUGA